ACAGCUUCACCAUUAGUGUGGGCUGAUGGACUUUGAGAUUAGGCUGUCGGCUCUGACGACACCCCCGACGUCGGCCUCGGUGUAGAUGCAGGAAGCCUCUGUCAAGAGCUUUGGUGCCCUGAUCCUCACAGCUGCCCGGGGCGCGGAUUGCGCCGCCACGCCUGCCCUUCAGCGCCAGCUCUCGUCCAUUUCCUUGUUUACCCGGAAAGUGCUGCCUUUACCUCCCCAAAUGCGCCGGGCUGCGUGCAAUGGCUUUUAUAAGGAAGAAAGAGCGUCCCAAAGAGAGGUUUUCCCUAUUGCUACUCGACCUAGAGGAGUAUUAUUUUGAGCAACACACGGCAUACAAUGUGAUCAGUAACGGUACAAACCAGAAAAGGAGAAUAAGAGGAUCACUGAAGAUCUGCUCUAAAUCCAUCAUUUUUGAGCCAGAACCAGCCGCUGAACCGAUUUUAAAGAUACCGCUUAGAGACUGCAAAUUAAUUGAAGGAGUUGAAGAGAAUGACCAAAACCCUUUUAAUGAAAGCAAGCUGGUCGGACUCUCCAUUGCUUGCAAACAGGUGUUUCUCAUUAAGGAGAGCAACAUUGUUGCCCCCUACAGGAUUGAGCGGGGGGACCAGAGAUUCUUCUUUCAACUCGAUCUGUCGAGGAAAACAGAGGAUGUCAUCCAAACGUUGCUCCAGCUACACAGAGCAUCGUGCCUCAACAAACUUGGAGACCAGACCGCCAUGAUCGCUGCCAAUCUGCAGUCUCGGCUAGCACGCACAUCAUUUGAUAAGAACAGCUUCCAGAGUGUCUCAGAAAAACCUCAUAUGGAAUGCGAGGCUGAGAUGGUAACGCCGCUGGUCACCAAUCCAGGACACGUAUGCAUCACAGACCAGAACCUCUACUUUCAGCCUCUCAAUGGCUACCCGGAGCAGGUGGUGAAAAUCAUGCUUCACAGUGUCAGGAGGAUCUACAAGCGACGGCAUGGCCUGAGACCCCUGGGACUUGAAGUGUUCUGCUCUGAAAAUGACCUCUGCUCAGACAUCUACUUGAAGGUUUACAACACCAAGGACAGGGAUGAACUCUACUACUACAUCGCUACCUUCUUGGAGAACCACAUGGUGGAGCAGACGGCUGAGAGCUACAUGCUGCAGUGGCAAAGGGGCCACAUCAGUAACUACCAAUACCUGCUGCACCUGAACAACCUGGCAGACCGCAGCUGCAACGACCUGUCGCAGUACCCCGUCUUCCCCUGGGUCAUCGCCGAUUACACCAGUACUGAGUUAGACUUGAGGAAUCCAGCAAGUUUCCGGGACCUGAGCAAGCCAGUGGGGGCUCUGAACAAAGAGCGUCUGGAGCGGCUUCUGGCUCGUUACCGGGACAUGCCGGACCCCAAGUUCAUGUACGGCAGCCACUACUCCUCUCCGGGCUACGUGCUCUUCUACCUAGUCCGAGUGGCUCCGGAGUACAUGCUGUGUUUACAGAAUGGCCGAUACGACCACGCCGACCGCAUGUUCAACAGCAUAUCGGAAACUUGGAAAAACUGCUUAGAGGGUGCCACUGACUUCAAGGAGUUAAUCCCAGAAUUCUAUGGGAAUGACGCCAGCUUCCUGGAGAACAACCUGAACCUCGAUCUAGGGAAGCGACAGGGAGGGAGGAUGGUGGGGGAUGUGAGCAUGCCCCCCUGGGCCUCAGACACCAGAGACUUCCUCCAGAAAUGCCAGCAGGCCCUGGAGAGCCAGUACGUCUCGGAGCACCUGCACGAGUGGAUCGACCUGAUCUUUGGCUACAAGCAGAGGGGGAGCGAGGCUAUAGGCGCCCACAAUGUCUUUCAUCCAUUGACAUAUGAAGGAGGGAUCGACUGUGACAGUAUCGAGGACCCUGAUCAGAAGAUCGCCAUGCUGACGCAGAUACUGGAGUUCGGACAGACCCCCAAGCAGCUGUUCACCACCCCCCACCCCCAGAGGAUCAUGCCCAGAUUCCAGAGCAUGUCUCGCACCCCCAGCCAGAACGCUUCCCUCAGUGAGCUUUCACCAGCCUCCAUCAGCGAGGACUCGUCUUUUGAAGACCUGACAGAAGAGAGCAGGAAGAUGGCGUGGAACCACAUGAGCAAGCUGAAGAUGGUGGCCGACCACAAGAUUCACAAAGAGGCCAUAACGGGCAUCGCAGUAACUCGUGCAGGACUCUCCGUUUUCACGUCGUCUCAAGACUCGACGUUGAAGAUGUUCUCCAAGGACUCCAGCAGCUUACAGAGAAGCAUCUCCUUCUCCAACAUGGCACUGUCAUCCUGCCUCAUCCUCCCAGAAGAUGCGACAGUGGUGUGCUCAUCCUGGGACAACAACGUCUAUUUCUACUCGAUAGCUUAUGGGCGACGGCAGGACACCAUCAUGGGCCAUGACGAUGCCGUGAGCAAAGUGUGCUGGAAGGAGAACCGGCUCUACACAGCGUCCUGGGACUCUACUGUGAAGGUGUGGCGCUGCAUCGCCGCCGAGGUAUCGAGCAGCAGGAGGGGCCCCUUCGAGUUGCUGGCGGAGCUGGAGCAUGACGCAGGGGUAAACACAAUUAGCCUCAAUCAAGCGGGAACGUUAUUGGCCUCCGGUACGAAGGAGGGGGCAAUCAGCAUAUGGGACACCUCAAACUCCUCGCUGGUGCAUCAGAUCCAGUGCCACUCUGGAAAGAUCCAUGACAUCGCAUUCAGUCCUGACAGCAGACACGUGCUGAGUUCGGGUGAGGACUGCUCCCUGAAGGUCGUGGACGUGCAGACCGGCAUGCUUCUCUCGUCCGUGGCUGCAGAUGAACCUCAGAGGUGUUUCUGCUGGGACGGAAACACGGUCCUGUCAGGGGGGGGGACGGGCGACCUUCUCGUGUGGGACAUCAUGGCCGGGAGGGUCACGCACAGAAUCCCCGGACAUUCAGGCCCGGUGACAGCCAUGUGGAUGAAUGAACAAUGUAGCAGCAUCAUCACAGGAGGCGAAGACAAGCACCUCAUCUUCUGGAAACCCCAGUAUUGAUGAGUCCCAGACUGUCAUAUCCCAUCAUCCUUCAGGACCGUGUUUUAAAACAGACAAAUCAGGUGUACCGCUUGAUGAAAUAGGCUGUAUUAAGUCACUGCAGAAGUGUUAAUCUACAGCUUUAAAAUGAAGAAUUUAUAUAAAACAUGUAACAGAUAGAUACUUGACACAUAAAAGCAUACUUAAUUUUAUUUUCAAUGAUUCCCAAGUAACUUGCACUAAAUUGCGGUCAAUAUGAUGUGCGCAGUGUUGUUCCUACAGAAACCGUUUGUUUGUUUUUUCAUUGUAUUUUGUUCAGUUUUGUGAGUUCUGUUUGGUUUCGUUUGGCUUCGUUUGGUCCUGUUGAGCUUUCCUCUGCUUGAAGUGUGCCUUAAUUUCCGUUAAAAACGAUCCUCAGAGGGAGAGGGAGAGGGUGAGGGUGAGGGUGGGGGGCGGGGUUACACCUUUUUCCGUGAAGGAUAUUAUCAGAAUAAGUCCGAAUAAAAGCCUUUAGAGCUUUAGCAUCCAGUGGAGUAACACUGCUCCUCUCUUUUUACUGGCAUAAAUGCUUAUUAAAUUAACAGUAUGUACGUAAAGACAGGAUUAGGAGGCAGUAAUAUUUUAUUUCCCAUGCUUAACUAGUUUUCUAGACAAGAUCUCUGCCUACAGGGUUGUUCUUACUUUUGUUUUAUAUGAAACUUUGUUGCCACCAGAAGUUUAUGGCUUUAAAAUGACAAGGUUACAAUCUUACGGUGUAGGGUGUGUAGCUCUGGAUGAGGUGACAAUCCUCCUAUCCCACGGUACGCCAUUCGGAAAAUCCCAAUUUCCCGUCAUUACGCACGUAAAGAAAAGUUACUGAAUUUAUAGAUGAAUACUUAACUAUCUGUUUGUUUGCAGGAGUGGUAAUGUCAUUCUCACAUUAGCUAAUUAACGUCAGAUUUAGGUGUGCCAGCUUUUAAUCCACUGAGAAUUUAAGUAAACAAAUAAAUACCGCCAUUGUUUGCUAACUGCAUUGAUGUUUAAUGCUGUUCAGCUGUGCCUGUUAAGUAGAUCAGAUGCCUUUCAGUAAACACUGACUAACCAUGAGUGUGUUUUGCCAGCUUCCAUACUGUCAUUAUGCAUGCUAAGGCUGAGCUGGUAUUUUUUGGAAUGAACGUGAAACAUCUGACCAUUGUCCUAGCAGUGCAGUCCGCAGUGGGUUGAGCACUGCAGUUUGACCAUAUAUAUCACUGUCAGCUGAACAAAAAUGAGUUUUCCUAUACCUAACUGUAUGACUAGAACUAGUUCACUAAACAACAAUAUUGAAUUUCGACUAAACGCUGGAUAAAAUGAAUCAACCACAAAGCAACAUCAGACUUUGGAAAGGUAAUCGUCUGCGGUAGAUGAAUGAGUCAGAAAUAUUUGUGGAAGGGCUUCAACGUGUUGCUGCAUAUCACUGUAUAUAAAUAUACAUAUAAAUAUAUUCUGUCUUCUGCUGAGUUUCAGUAUCAGUUUCCAGAUGGCGUGGGUUGUGUAUUUUAUAAAUGAUGUAAUAUAAACUCUGGGGCACCGUGCUGGAGUCUUCAUGCUUAUUCUAACAGGGCCCCAUAUACAUGCUUAAUAAAACUUUGAUGCCUGUGAAUUAAACAGAAACACAGGUAUUUGUC
Paramormyrops kingsleyae is the source of this 4618-nucleotide messenger RNA. The record is from RefSeq and is a predicted model, not a curated record. Lineage: Eukaryota; Metazoa; Chordata; Actinopteri; Osteoglossiformes; Mormyridae.